ACAGUGUGUGGAGCUGCCAUCUUCUGCGUGGCCGUCUUCUCCCUCUACCUGAUGCUGGACCGGGUGCAGCACGACCCCGCGCGCCACCAGAGCGGAGGCAACUUCCCCAGGUGGGUGCUGCCCCCCGAGAGUCGCCCGAGCUUCCUCUCCGUCUCCCCACAGGACUGCCAGUUUGCCCUGGGGGGCAAGGGCCAGAGCCCAGACCUUCAGAUGCUGGCCGUGUACUCCCUGCUGCCCUUUGACAACCAGGAUGGCGGCGUGUGGAAGCAGGGCUUCGACAUCACCUAUGAGCCCAAUGAGUGGGACACUGAGCCCCUGCAGGUGUUUGUGGUGCCGCACUCCCACAACGACCCUGGCUGGAUCAAGACCUUCGACAAGUACUACUAUGACCAGACACAGCACAUCCUCAACAGCAUGGUGCUGAAGAUGCAGGAGGACCCACGCCGGCGCUUCAUCUGGUCCGAGAUCUCCUUCUUUUCCAAGUGGUGGGACAACAUCAGUGCCCAGAAGCGGGCUGCGGUGCGGAGGCUGGUUGGCAAUGGGCAGCUGGAGAUGGUGACGGGUGGCUGGGUGAUGCCUGAUGAGGCCAAUUCCCACUACUUUGCCAUGAUCGACCAGCUGAUUGAGGGGCACCAGUGGCUGGAGAAGAACAUUGGUGUGACGCCGCGGUCGGGCUGGGCUGUUGACCCCUUUGGGCACAGCUCCACCAUGCCCUACCUGCUGAAGCGCUCCAACCUGACAGGCAUGCUCAUCCAGCGUGUGCACUACGCCAUCAAGAAGCACUUUGCUGCCACCCAGAACCUGGAGUUCAUGUGGAGACAGACUUGGGAUACAGACUCCAGCACCGACAUCUUCUGCCACAUGAUGCCCUUCUACAGCUACGACGUGCCCCACACCUGUGGGCCAGACCCCAAGAUCUGCUGCCAGUUUGACUUCAAGCGCCUGCCGGGCGGCCGGAUUAACUGCCCGUGGAAGGUGCCUCCCCGAGCCAUCACUGAUGCCAACGUGGCGGAGCGAGCCCAGCUGCUGCUGGACCAGUACCGCAAGAAGUCCAAGCUGUACCGCAGCAAGGUGCUGCUGGUGCCCCUGGGAGAUGAUUUCCGCUACGAUAAGCCGCAGGAGUGGGAUGCCCAGUUCCUCAACUACCAGCGCAUCUUUGACUUCCUCAACUCCCAGCCCAACCUCCAUGUCCAGGCGCAGUUUGGGACGCUCUCAGACUAUUUUGAUGCCUUGUACAAGAAAAUGGGCAUCGUGCCAGGGAUGAAGCCGCCCGGGUUCCCAGUGCUGAGUGGGGAUUUCUUCUCCUACGCGGACCGGGAGGAUCACUACUGGACAGGCUACACAACGGCUGCUCCUUCUCUUGGGGGGCUGGGGCAGGGACACUCAGAGUCUCUGUCCCUGUGCAGGGGCGCAGAGAUCCUGUUCAGCCUGGCACUCGCCCACACCCGCCGUGCGGGUGCCGAUGGCGUGUACCCGCUCUCU
Messenger RNA from Nestor notabilis (Kea), 1482 nucleotides. RefSeq names its product alpha-mannosidase 2x-like. The transcript has 10 exons. Gene Ontology annotation, cellular component: Golgi membrane. Gene Ontology annotation, molecular function: alpha-mannosidase activity. Lineage: Eukaryota; Metazoa; Chordata; Aves; Psittaciformes; Psittacidae. The record is from RefSeq and is a predicted model, not a curated record. The annotation marks the transcript as partial. Gene Ontology annotation, biological process: N-glycan processing; mannose metabolic process; protein deglycosylation.